Haemonchus placei is the source of this 498-nucleotide messenger RNA. The record is from the annotation of a GenBank genome assembly. Lineage: Eukaryota; Metazoa; Nematoda; Chromadorea; Rhabditida; Trichostrongylidae.
AUGUGCGACGACGAAGUUGCUGCUCUCGUGGUUGACAAUGGAUCCGGUAUGUGCAAAGCUGGGUUCGCCGGAGAUGACGCUCCUCGAGCCGUCUUCCCUUCCAUCGUCGGUCGACCACGUCACCAAGGUGUCAUGGUCGGUAUGGGACAGAAGGACUCAUACGUAGGAGACGAGGCUCAGUCCAAGAGAGGUAUCCUCACCCUGAAGUACCCCAUUGAGCACGGUAUCCCGACAAUAACCCACUACGAGUUCACUCACAUCACUUUUUGUGCUUCUACAAGNAUGUACCCAGGAAUCGCUGAUCGCAUGCAAAAGGAGAUGACCGCGCUUGCCCCCAGCACCAUGAAAAUCAAGAUCAUCGCACCUCCUGAACGAAAGUACUCUGUCUGGAUCGGAGGAUCCAUCCUUGCCUCUCUAUCCACCUUCCAACAAAUGUGGAUCUCUAAGCAAGAAUACGAUGAGUCCGGCCCCUCUAUCGUUCAUCGCAAGUGCUUCUAA